Molecule: messenger RNA, 907 nt
Organism: Triticum aestivum (bread wheat)
Lineage: Eukaryota; Viridiplantae; Streptophyta; Magnoliopsida; Poales; Poaceae
Product: putative E3 ubiquitin-protein ligase SINA-like 6
Exons: 3
Coding region: 101-907 (268 amino acids)
Cellular component (GO): cytoplasm
Molecular function (GO): zinc ion binding; ubiquitin protein ligase activity
Source: RefSeq, a predicted model, not a curated record
UUCUGUGGGGCAUUUCAUAUGCUCUUCUUGCCGUCCCAAGCUCGUGCGCAACAAUUGUCACUUAUGCUCUGCUGAAACUACCUUCAAGCGCUGUUUAGGGAUGGAACGUCUCAUGGAAUCAGUCAUGGUCCCUUGCUCCAAUGCAAAAUAUGGAUGCGCAGAGAAGCUCACCUACUACCAGAAAGAAGAGCACGAGAAGGCAUGCCCGAGCGCCCCAUGUUUCUGCCCGGUGUCCAGCUGCAGCUUUGCAGGGCCAACAGACGCCCUCCUUGAACAUUCCGCCUCCCAGCACAAGUGGCCGUGUACAACCAUCAAAUACUCCGAAGAUGUUAACUUCAGCCUAGAACCAGGUCUACAUUUUCUUCGUAUCAAAGACAGGGAAAUUUUCCUGCUCAAUGUGGCACUAGAGGCAUUCGGGCAUGCCAUCUCUGUCGUCUGCAUCCAACCUAAAGCUACAAACUCCAAGUUCAAGUGUAGGAUGUCCUAUGGUUCCUUUUUGACAGACUAUUAUCAGAUAUCAGUUUACAAGAUACGAAGCUCAUCGUUGUCUGAUGGGCUACCGAAGGGAUACAACUUAAUUCUGCCCAAAGAUGAGAUAGCUGAUGAUGGAAAGGGUACCUUGCUUACGUUCUCCAUUGAUGAUCCUAAUCCUAAAGUAAAGGCGUGUGAGCCCAUAUGUCUGAAACCAGUACGUGUCAUGGACCAAAGUUGCUCAGUGUUUCAAAUGCUCUUUGUAACAAGUGAAAUGGGUUACGUUGAUCAUACACCGGAAAGGACCAAACUGCCUCUAAGGCUACCUAGUUAUUCAUCGAUUUUGACCAAGCCGCACAUCCGCUCGACGUCGCUAAGAGCACCACCUGCUCGUGCGGCAUGCCCGGCCGCUGCCGCCUCUUCUUUAUGUGUUUGA